Messenger RNA from Ambispora leptoticha, 133 nucleotides. NCBI's taxonomy places the organism in Eukaryota, Fungi, Glomeromycota, Glomeromycetes, Archaeosporales, Ambisporaceae. The record is from the annotation of a GenBank genome assembly.
CAAAAAUUAUUUCGGAAGGCAGAAACGGGCAGAUGAUUUACAUUAUGUAAUGCGUAUUACUGUAUUAAUGGAAUUUCCGACAACAGUUAAGAGAUGUAUCGGUGCAAUAAUUGCAUUUUCCGGAGUAGGUUAA